AUGGCGACACGUGAAGGUAUCAAUCCUUUACGGCCAUACUAUAUUCCCCAGUCGGGCUUAUCGCCCACUGUCUCGAAUGUCACUACCGAGGUGACGUCGUCCUCGUCGGCCCAAGUGUUUGGAAGUACAGCGCGCGACUUGAUUCCGGAUAUUGACUAUUCGGAUUACUUGGACUCUUCCCCGUCGGUCUCAGACUGGGUUCGGGAUGCCUUGAAUCGCGCGCUGGUCCGCUACACAAAGGUCCUGACGGCGCAACCGUUCGAUGUUGCCAAAACCAUCCUCCAGGUGUAUGUGGUUCCAGACUCAAUAGAGUCGUCAGAGCAACGGAAGAAAACAUCCGGCACAGAGGACAACGCAUAUGAAUCGGAUAAUGAGUCCUCUGGAGAUGAGAGUGUCUAUUUCACAUCCGCCGCGCCGGCCACGCCGUCCUCGGCUACAUCACGAUCGCGAAGGAGUCGGCAUCAUCAAAUUACAGAUCGCAGCGGCUACGUGCGACCAGAAGCAGCAACAGCUUUACCUAAAUAUGCCCUGACCCUUCGCAAUCCGGACUCCCUCAUGGACGUCCUGUCGCAAUUAUGGUCAACCAGCGGCCCUAGCUCCCCAUGGAAGGCAUCUAACGCCACCUUCAUCUACUCCUUGCUGCUGCCAACGCUCAAUACAUUCAUCCGCAGCCUUCUCUCGGCCAUUGUGGGAUUCCCAGAGGAGGAUAUCGCGUCCUCCAUGGCCGCCGAUAUUCUAACAGCACCAUCACCCCUUGCCACCCUCAUUCUCUCCUUUAUCUCCUCUUCACUCUCGGCGAUUCUGCUCUCACCUAUCGAUACAGCGCGCACUUUCCUGAUGCUCACUCCUGCGAUCCAUGGUCCGCGCUCUCUAAUUCAUGCCAUUCGUCAGCUUCCAACUCCCAACUGUACUAUUCCCCCUCAUCUCGUCCCCAUCACUAUUCUCCACUCCAGUUUGCCCAACUUUAUCACGACAUCAGCUCCACUCUUCCUCAAAUCCUAUCUGUCCAUCGACCCUCUUCUCAACCCGUCCAUGUGGAAUCUCUUCAGCUUCCUGACCUCUGGUCUCGAGCUCGCCGUACGGUUCCCGCUUGAGACAGUCCUGCGCCGUGCUCAGAUCGCAAGCUACACCUCUCUCAGCCUGCGUCAGAAAUCCGCUGGAGGCAGCUUGGAUGCUGCCUCCAUCGAUGCCACGGAUGUGGAGACCAUUGUGCCCACACCACGCACCUACCGUGGCGUCGUGGGUACUAUGUGGCACAUCGUUCAAGAGGAAGGUGUCAGUUCCACGCUCUCCGACGCUGAGCGUGCUCGUCUCGCCGUCGGUAAGGGCACUACCCAGCAGCAUACAGGGAAACGCCGACAAGGACAGGGUAUCAAGGGCCUGUAUCGCGGCUGGCGCGUGGGAAUGUGGGGCAUUGCUGGUAUCUGGGGAGCCAGUCUACUCGGGGGGUUCGCUGCAGGAAGCGAUGAAGAAGCCGCGAUGCUUGGAGGAUCGAGCCAGACUAGCGGCGGGCGAUUCUAG
Molecule: messenger RNA, 1521 nt
Organism: Penicillium diatomitis
Lineage: Eukaryota; Fungi; Ascomycota; Eurotiomycetes; Eurotiales; Aspergillaceae
Product: mitofusin complex protein UGO1
Exons: 2
Coding region: 1-1521 (506 amino acids)
Source: RefSeq, a predicted model, not a curated record